Messenger RNA from Pneumocystis jirovecii RU7, 1845 nucleotides. Its product is annotated as DNA cross-link repair protein PSO2. The record is from RefSeq and is a predicted model, not a curated record. The transcript has 12 exons. Lineage: Eukaryota; Fungi; Ascomycota; Pneumocystomycetes; Pneumocystales; Pneumocystaceae. Gene Ontology annotation, molecular function: 5'-3' DNA exonuclease activity; damaged DNA binding. Bases 1 to 1845 code for a protein of 614 amino acids. Gene Ontology annotation, biological process: interstrand cross-link repair; protection from non-homologous end joining at telomere; double-strand break repair via nonhomologous end joining.
AUGAAAAAAUCUAAGAUAAAUUCUAAAAAUAAUAAAUUUAAAAAUAAAACAUUGUUCGAUUUUUGGGAAAGAACUCAAAAAAGGAAAUUAAAUUUAUCUGAUGAUUUUCAAGAUUGUAGUCAAGUUUUAAAAUAUAAGGAUCCUAAUUUAAUAUUUUUAAGAUCUACUUUUUUUAAAAAUAUUAUACAUAAAACAAAAAAUGAUAAUAGCAUUUUAAAGUUUAGAAAAGAGUCUUUUUUACUCAAAAAUUUUUCAUUUUGUGAUCACGAGAUCUCGAAUUUUGAACUAUUAAAUGAUGAAUGCAAUCAGGAAAGAAAAAAAAAAAUUAAUUAUCAUAAUGAGGCUUUAUCAAAUAAAUUUAUUUGUCCUAUAUGUUUUCAAUAUUUCAUAGGGCAAGAGGAAUUUGAUAUUCAUAUAAAUGGUUGUCUUUAUAAAGUUAAAGAAUUUGAUUUGAAAUAUAAUAAUAAUAUUGAUAAGAACAUGGUGUUUACUUCGAAAAGUUCUGAUAUAGAAAUAAAUUUUUUAACUCAAGAAAAUAAAACAGACACAUUAAGAAGGAUUUUAUCAUUAGAAAUAUUUGAAAAUCAGAUUCAACAAAAAAAAAAAAUAUCAAAUAAAAAUUGUCCAUUUUAUAAAAUUAUACCAUAUAUAGGAUUUUCUGUAGAUGCAUUUGAGUUUGGAAAAAUUGAAGGAUGUACAGGUUAUUUUUUAUCUCAUUUUCAUUCAGAUCACUAUAAAGGUCUUACUAGUAACUGGAAUAAUGGAUUGAUUUAUUGUUCUAAGAUUACUGGAAACCUCGUAAUCAGUCAAUUGAAAGUAAAUCCUAAGUAUAUUAUAAAAUUACCAAUGAACGAAGAAGUAUUAUUAAAUAAUGUUCGUGUUACAUUAAUUGAUGCUAAUCACUGUCCAGGAUCCGUUAUGUUUGUUUUUGAAAUUAUGAAAUCAGGAAAAAUCAUACGAUAUUUGCAUUCUGGAGAUUUCCGAGCAUCUCCAUUGCAAAUUUCUCAUCCUUCUAUUAAAAAUAAAUGUUUUGAUUUUUUAUAUCUUGAUACAACAUAUCUUGAUCCAAAGUAUUCGUUUCCAUCUCAAGAAGAUGUUAUAAAUGCAGUUGUUCAAUUAUGUAAAAUUUUGAAUAAAAAUUUUAUUAAUAAUAACGAUUUUUCUGAAAAAAAGAAACUUUUAACACUUGACAAUUUUUUAAUUACAACUAAUAUAACACAUAAAAAUAACUGUCGAUUGUUAAUAGUGGUUGGUACUUAUAUCGUUGGAAAGGAAAAAUUAGCACUUGAAAUUGCAUGCUCUUUAAAAUCAAAAAUAUAUGCAAAUCAACGUCAACGAGAAAUAAUUUCAUAUUUUGAAAAUGAAAAAUUGUCUUCUUUACUUACUAAUGAUCCUAAAGAAGCAUCCGUUCAUCUUAUUAAUUUUAGAAAUAUGUCAGUUAAGACACUUAAUCAAUAUCUUAUAGAACAAAAACCUUAUUUUUCUAAAAUAGUUGGGUUCAAAGCAACUGGAAGAUUUUAUGUUUCAAAAUCAUGGUCUAAACAAUUUUCUAAUAUUUAUACUAUGAUAAAAAAUUGGAAAAUAUUUUAUGAUUAUACUAUGAUAAGACCUAGUAAAGAUAGUACAAAUAUUUCAAUAUGCUAUUAUGUUCCAUAUUCAGAACAUUCAUCAUUUAAAGAACUUAUAUGUUUUUGUCUUUCUAUUAAUGUUAAAAAAAUUUUACCAACUGUUAAUAUUCAUACAGAAAAAAGUAUAAAUUUUAUAGAAAAAUGGUUUAAUUUAUUAGAAGAUCAAAAAAAAAAAUAUGGAUUAUUUUUUUUACCUUCUGAUCAAAAAACAUGGUAA